This is a messenger RNA of Theileria parva strain Muguga, 1533 nucleotides long. RefSeq names its product BT1 family protein. The transcript has 3 exons. The record is from RefSeq and is a predicted model, not a curated record. Lineage: Eukaryota; Apicomplexa; Aconoidasida; Piroplasmida; Theileriidae. The coding region runs from base 139 to 1494 and encodes 451 amino acids.
AGUGGAAAAUGUUGAUCUUUGGGGUAGAAUGGAGUUAUUUAUUGGCAGGAUUAUGUGGCAAAUACAACAAUCAACAUCACUGUUUAAAAUCUACCUUUCCAUGUAAAAUGCAAUUUAAAUUCAUGUAAUAAUUAUAAAAUGAAUAAUUUGGGUUUAGAUCUUAAAAGGGAUAGAAUCCCUGUGGCAUUUGAUGUCGAAAGGGAGAAACGUUUCCCUUUUGUACCAAAAUCAUCCAAAAAACUGCCAAUUCUCUUGAUUUAUAUGAUAGGUUUCUCUGAAGGAUUAUUGCAUCUUUCAAAUCUCGCCAUCUAUUAUAUGUUUAAGGAUGAUUUCGGACUAUCUCCUGCCCAAAUGACUCUCUUCUAUUCCGUUCCUGCUCUUCCUUUCAUAAUCCGUCCCACUAUGGCUUAUCUAACAGAUGCGGUUCCUAUUUUUGGAACGAGGCGGAGACAUUACUUGAUUUUAAGCAGUCUGAUUCAGUCCUUCAGCUUUCUAUUUCUAGCUCUGAUUCCUAACACAAUAAUCUUAUCUACCAUAGCUGUUUUUUGUAUAACAUUCACUCUGGCAUUUUGUAUGACAAUUGCUGAAGCUCUAGUUGUUGAAAACAUUAGUGAUGGGACCGAUAAUUUGAGUGGAUUUGUUGUAAUAAAGGCUUUUUCUGCUCUACUGGUUUCAUAUUUCUCAGGCUCUAUGCUGGAGAAGUACCCCAAACAGAGAUUGUUUCUAAUCACUAGUUUAUUUCCACUCUUGAUUACAUUUUUCGCAUACUUCAUGAAAGAAGAGAAGGAUUUAAUCAUCUAUGAAUCGCACCCGCUAAAGGAUUUAGUUAAAUUUUUGAAAGAACCGCCAAUAUUUCACCCAUGUGUUUUCAUGUUUCUAGUAGUCAUUACACCGGGAUAUGAAGAUGCAUUCUUGUACUAUACUAUCGACGUGUUAGGUUAUAGCCCAUCAUUCAUGGGAAUACUCAGACUUAUGUACGGUUUCUCAGUUAUAAUGGGAAUAGGAGUUUACAGGUACGUCUUCAAGGACUCAUCAAUCAGGAGUAUAUUCUUCUGGAGUUCACUAUUGCUGAACACGGUUUAUGCAUUCCCAGCUUUAAUUACCUCUGGACUGUCAAAGAAACUUGGAAUCCCGGACAAACCUCUAGUUCUCUGUGGAGGGUUCUUAAUGGAAGCAGUUUUCGAGAUACAGGUGAUGCCGUUCCUAACUUAUACAACGAGAGUCACACCUAAGGGUUUGGAAGCCUCAGUGUUUGCAGCUAUCAUGACCAUCAAAUCCGUAGGCUUGGUAUUAUCAAAGGUUAUUACCUCGUUUUGCACAUAUAUUUUCGGAAUCGACACACACCAGUUCGAUCACUUGACUGCAUAUAUACUGUUCUGUACAAAUAACUUGUUUUUCGUGAUGCUGUACUUGUUCUUCGUGCCAAAUAAGGAGGAGAUGGAACUCCUAGUCACGAAACAGCGGAUGUUACAAAGCGCAGAAGAAAACGCUUAAAUGUAUUAUAUUCAAACAAUAUAAUUUUGUUUCGGUAAA